AUGCUUGGUUGACGAUUGGCUUGUUCACUUAUUUUAUAGUUAAAACUAGUUAGCUAUACCAGUUGGUUCUUUGUGUGAAUGGGUCAGUUGGUUUGGUUAUAUUGUUCUAUAAUGCAAAAGUCUGCAAAUUAUAAGUAUUUAAUCUGCUCACUUGAAAUCAUUUGCUCAUUAUUGCCAGAUUGUAUAUCUUGAUUCUUUGGCWUCUCUAACUGCUAAACAAGCCUGUACCUAUAAAAAAAGARACAUAAKACAAARACAAACAUAURACGGCGUAACCUUCAAGUUUAGCGUUGUGGCUUUAACAGAAAAUAGCAAUUUAGUAGAAUCAGCAUCCGGAAAUGCUGCUUUUGAAAAGCAAGACGCCGUUGAAUCGGUUUAUAAUCCGCUGGCUUACUAUGAAAGAAACGAUCCUGGGGAUGAUUUGCGACUCCAAGUGACAUUYAARCCUUCAUCAGCCUUGAUGGGGAAAAAUGCAAAGUAYCUAAUGAUAACAAAAGCUAUUCCAGGACCACAAAUCGGAUUGGACCAGAAGACUGCACUUCUGAAUACUGACAAGACAGCGAAUAUCAGCCUUUUGAUAUACCAAAAGAUAACAAAAAUGAACAUAAGCAUCCAGAUAUAUCACAUGGAGGAGUGUUUACCAAGUAAACCAAAAGAACUUAUCUAUCUUUACAGAGGAUGCCAUUAUGUGUCAAACUACAAUAAGUCACUAUGCUGUCAAU
Exaiptasia diaphana is the source of this 722-nucleotide messenger RNA. RefSeq lists its product as uncharacterized. Lineage: Eukaryota; Metazoa; Cnidaria; Anthozoa; Actiniaria; Aiptasiidae. The record is from RefSeq and is a predicted model, not a curated record.